AUGGGUGCUCAGCAGUCGUACCCGGGUUUAACCCAAGAUUUAAUCGAGGAUUACGCCUCCCUAACUUAUUUGACUAAAGGUGAAAUACUACACCUAAUGAAAAAGUUCUACUCGAUUGACCCAGAAAAACUACAGAAUGAUCCUCAAUAUCGAUUUUAUAAAACUGAAGUUAUCUACAAGUUUCCAGUGCUAAAGAAUAAUCCAUUUCAAGAUCGGAUAUUCCAUGUAUUUUCCUCAAAGAAUGACGAUUGCUUCUCAUUCGAAGAUCUACUGGAUCUUUGUUCUGUUAUGAGUUCAGAGUGCCCUGUAGAGGUAAAAUCAGCUUGGGCUUUCAGGAUAUUUGAUUUAGAUGAUGACAAUGAAAUAACAGCAAAGGAUAUAUGCCAGAUCGUGGAUAGAUUAACCUGCAGUGAUAAAGACAGUACUCACUAUAUUGAUGAAGAAUCGAAAAUGAAAAUAUGUGAUGUUAUUUUAAAGGAAAUUAAUCUGGACCACAGUGGCAGCAUCGGGUGCAAUGAAUUUAAACUCGUUAUAACUAGAAUUCCGGAAUUUGCAUCAACAUUUUACUUCAGAUUGUAA
Molecule: messenger RNA, 579 nt
Organism: Arctia plantaginis
Lineage: Eukaryota; Metazoa; Arthropoda; Insecta; Lepidoptera; Erebidae
Source: the annotation of a GenBank genome assembly